Messenger RNA from Equus quagga, 2807 nucleotides. It is a transcript of the gene F2RL2, whose product is annotated as coagulation factor II thrombin receptor like 2. Gene Ontology annotation, molecular function: thrombin-activated receptor activity. The transcript has 2 exons. Gene Ontology annotation, cellular component: membrane. Gene Ontology annotation, biological process: phospholipase C-activating G protein-coupled receptor signaling pathway; positive regulation of Rho protein signal transduction; thrombin-activated receptor signaling pathway. The coding region runs from base 170 to 1306 and encodes 378 amino acids. The record is from RefSeq and is a predicted model, not a curated record. Lineage: Eukaryota; Metazoa; Chordata; Mammalia; Perissodactyla; Equidae.
UUCUCUGCAGAGGAGGGGGCACGCUUCCUGCCUGCAGAGCACAGGAGAGCACGCGUCUACAGAGAGAACAAGGCUUCCAUUUGCUGUUAACACAUGGAACUGAGGUGAAACGUGUUCCCCGAUCAGACACAUUUGAUGACGUCUGGGAAACGGGACUGAGGACAUCAAGAUGAAGGCUGUCAUCCUGGCAGCUGCUGGACUGAUGCUUCUGUCACCCACUCUUUGUCAAAGUGGCAUGGAAAAUGAUGCAGACAACUUGGCAGUGCCAACCUUACCUAUUAAAACCUACCAUGGAGCUCCCUCAAAUUCUUUUGAAGAGUUUCCCCUUUCUGCUAUAGAAGGCUGGACAGGAACCACCCCAACUAUUAAAAUUAAGUGCCCUGAAGAAAGUGUUUCAAAGCUCCACGUGAAUAAUGCUACCAUGGGGUACCUGAGCAGCUCCUUAAGUACCAAACUGAUACCUGCCAUCUACAUCCUGGUGUUUGUAGUAGGUGUGCCAGCCAAUGCGGUGACCCUGUGGAUGCUCUUCUUCAGGACCAGGUCCAUCUGUAUGACCAUCUUCUACACCAACCUGGCCAUUGCAGAUUUUCUUUUUUGUGUCACGCUGCCCUUUAAGAUAGCCUACCAUCUCAAUGGGAACAACUGGGUAUUUGGAGAGGUCAUGUGCCGGGCCACCACAGUCAUCUUCUACGGCAACAUGUAUUGCUCCAUUCUGCUCCUUGCCUGCAUCAGCAUCAGCCGCUACCUAGCCAUUGUCCAUCCUUUCACUUACCGGGGACUGCCCAGGCGCACCUAUGCCUUGUUAAUGUGUGGACUGGUGUGGGCAAUAGUUUUCUUAUACAUGCUGCCAUUUCUCAUCCUAAAGCAGGAGUACUAUCUUGUCCACCCAGGUAUCACCACCUGCCAUGAUGUCCAUAACACAUGCAAAUCCUCAGCUCCCUUCCAACUCUAUUACUUCAUCUCCUUGGCAUUCUUUGGAUUCUUAAUUCCAUUUGUGGUCAUUAUCUAUUGCUACACAGCCAUCAUUCGGACGCUUAAUGCGUACGAUCAUAGAUGGCUGUGGUAUGUUAAGACGAGUCUCCUCAUUCUUAUGAUUUUUACCAUUUGCUUUGCUCCAAGCAAUAUUAUUCUUAUUAUUCACCACACUAACUACUACUACAACAACAUCGAUGGCUUAUACUUUAUCUAUCUCAUAGCUUUGUGCCUCGGUAGCUUGAACAGUUGCCUAGAUCCAUUCCUUUAUUUUCUCAUGUCAAAAAUCACAGAUCACUCCACUGUUUACCUUACAAUGGUGAAAUCAUCUUAGAGAACAAGGAAAGCUAUCUGCAAAAACAUACAUUCUUGGGAUAACAUGUGCAUAAGUGCAAGGAGCUCUAUUCUCUAGCUCCAUUUGUGAGCACCUAAGAAAUAGUGGUUCAAAAUAAACCAUUACGAAAGCACUAGUUUUUUUUACACACUUUAUCAGUAUUUUAAGAAGGUCAAUGCAGAUGAAAGAUAUCACCACUUUCUUUAUGGCAACUGACACAUUUGCCAGACUGGUACUUCAAGCUCCUCUCCUUCUCUGAGGCUUAUACUCUUGAUGAUUUAGAGGAGGAGGGUGGGUCAAGGGACAAAGGCACAGCCUAGGGAGAAGCUAAGAUCUCAGUUCUUAGUAUCUGGCAUCAUUUUUGAUUCUUCUGCUUCCUUCAGCUCUCAUGCUGGUGGCUGCCUCAUCAGCUGAUCCUACCUCUCUCAGUCUCUCACUGGGGUCGUUAUCCUAACCCCAGCUUUGCCUUCUAACCAUUCUGUUCACUGCCAGCCUGUCGUCCAUUUCACCAGCCACUGUCAGAUUAAUCUUCCUCAAGUAUCACUUUGGAUACACCAUUCAAAACUCCCAGCUCAAAAACCUCCAUCAACUCUCCACUGCUUUGGAAUAAAUUAUAAAUCUUUAGCUUGGCAUUCAGAGUUGACUUUUUAACUUUACUUCCCAAUAAAUCUUGCCUGUGAUACAGGCGCUAGUGAAGCUUCUUGCUUUGCCCUGAUCUCAAUUUCUCCUCUCUUUGCCCCUGCCUAUAACUGGAAACCUAUUUCUAACAUGUUUGCCUUAACUCUUUCCAUCUCUUCAAGUCCUCAAAGGACCAUUCUUCCCUGAUUCUCAAGCUAGAAAUUCAUUUAUCUCAUCUGAACUUUCAAAGCACUUUCUUGUAUUUUUAUCAUGGCACUUAUAUGCAGUUCAUUUGAAUACAAAUAUUAAUUCCAUAAACACUUAUUAAGUACCACGUAUGAUAGAGAAAGGGCUUGUCCUCUUCCUUCUUAGAGCUUCUUGUAGCAACCUUAGGCCCACGUCUUCCCAGGGUCUGUGGGGCCCAGCUCCACACGUUGUACAUCAUGUGGUGGAAUGAAUGAAAGAGUAAAAUCCCAAAGCAUCUAAACAGCAUGAAAGCCCAUCAAAUUCACACCGAGAAGGCAAGGUAUUCUGUAUGGCAUGGGACAACAUCAUUUUUGGUUGGCCAUGUUAAAAAAAAACAAAAAAGGAAGCUAAGAAUAUACUCAUGAGGUCACUUAGAAGUUUAAAAUAUCACCUCUAUUAUUUUUCUUCCUUACGCCCAGUUUUUAAUAGGGAAACAAUAUUUUGUUAUAAACACCCAGUAUAUUCCUGUAGGUAAAUGACUCCAUUUCCUUUAGUAUAGGGAUUAGAUAAGAGGUGGGGAUUAGUGGCUAAGGGCAUGAAGGAUUGCUGAGAUGAAUUUUCUAGUCUGUAGGAACGUGCAUUGACCACAUACUUUGUAGUAACCAAGAAAACAAUAAAAAAAAAUUUUAAAAGCAUA